AUGUCAAAGUACCUCUCCACACCGGGGGUAGCGGACAAGAUUCCCAGCAUCAAUGGACCAGUUCUCAAAGCUGUCCCGCCCAAUUCACGAAAAGGUUUCUACCUCCAACCGUGGCAUCUCAAUUUCAGUGAGAAUGCGAAGUGUGGCAAGUUUCCAAGCAAUGUGGCCAUGCGGUUGCACUUGCCAUCAUUUCUGAACCGUGGGUUUGAAGGUGAUCGGGAGCCUUUGGAAGUACGCUUUGAUCAACCUGAUCUGGAACUGUUUUCAGUGAUGUAUGUGGACGGCCACACAAAGGGUGUUUGCAUCCAGGCUAUCUUCGGACUUUUGGCCCAUUGUGCUGUGGAGCCUCAUGAGGUGGAAGAGGAUCCUCAGUUCUGUGCAGUGGUGGCGUUGCUUGAUGCAGAGCUGAAGAUGCACUGCAAGUCUGCCAGCUCAGAGUUCGACUACAAGAAGUUGAGCUUCAUCCUGGAAGCUCGAGGAGUUUUGCAAGAGCAGCAGAUCGAGCGAGCACAAAGUCGCAUCCAGCCAGCGUUCAGGCAGUCCAUCACUGCUGGAUUCAAUUUGAGUUUGGAAGCUGACCAGGUGGCCCACAGACGCGCUGGCAUCGAAGCAGAGGCUGAUGCCGACAGCAGCGGCGCUCUCUCAGCCAAACUCGAACCAUGGCUUCAGUCGACUCUUGGUGGUCUGAACCAAGGCAUCAGGCGGUCUGAUAACGAAUCCAUCAUCGGAUACGUUAACUAUGUGGCGGCUGGAGUGGUGUCCUCGUUCAAGCAGCACUUCGCUUUACAGCAAGUGACAGGGCUGUGCCACAGCAAUCCGCGCACCUUCCUUGCAGUACUGGUCUUGCCCAACAGAGCUGGAGAUCUCCGAUCAACAGCAAAGUCCGAGAAAGCAGAACACGACGAUUCCGAAGAUGAGGAACAGGCCAAGACCGAGGGUGAUGAGGGACGUUGCUUGGCCGUGUCCGAGAUGAUCAAGCUACCGAAAGGGGAUGCCAAGUAUGGCGGCGAUGGCAAGAAAUGGGCAGUGGCCUCUGUGGCCCACUCUGGCUGCGAGACUCUCUUCUGUGCCAACCUGGUCGCGCAUCGGAUGUAUGGCCUUGCAAGGUCUGGGGACCUCAAGAUCGCCGGCUUCCCGAGGUUUGAAGAGGCAAUCUCGGGGUUGAAGGGAAUGCAAUCCAUGCAGGCUCCAAGCUAUGAAGUUUGUGUGACACUUUCGGACGGCACGUUGAUCAUCAAGCAACUAGUCCUAGACAUGUGGACACAGAAGCAUCCUGAUUUCAGUGCAGAGUGCACUGAACUCCUUACAGCGCACAACAGUGAGUUUAACCCCAAGAACAUUCAGAGCGGAGGUGAAGUACAAGAGGGUACCACUACCGUUGAGCUACCAAGCAAGCAGCUUUGUGUACAAGGGACCAAGUCCAAGUCAGACUUUGAGAAGGAGCAUGCUGACAGGCUGUCUUUGUCGUGUGGUGGAAUGCAGCUUCACUGGUGCAAAGAAGCUGGAUGCCUUUUCGUCACGUGUGAAAAGGAUACGCAUGCUUCAGCAUGGUUGGAGAUGUUCUCUUUCGGAUCGGGUGAUUUCUUGCGUGGCACCGAAGCUCAUGACGUUAUGUCUGAUGGAACUUCGUCAGGCCGUUGGAUCCCCUACAACAUGUCUGGGCCAGUGAUGACACUCCAGCAAUUACUACAAGCGUUUGAGAACCAGGGCACAGUCAACAUCACUUUGCUGGAGCACACCAUCAAGAAAGAUGAUGCCAAUGCUGUUUCCAUCGACUGUAAUGCCAAGAUUUGCUUUGCUUUGGACCCACCAAAGGACAGGAAGAGACAGAAGGCGAGCACCGGCAAUGCCCUUACCUUUGGAUCCAAGAUGGACUUGGCAAAACUUCGGACGGCCAAGAACUUGGUCGUGGCAUGGCGCUUGAAGCUUUUCGGCUGCGCAAGCAGUAUCCGACUAGCCCAUGUUUUUUCAUUGCCUUGGCACUGA
Molecule: messenger RNA, 1986 nt
Organism: Durusdinium trenchii
Lineage: Eukaryota; Dinophyceae; Suessiales; Symbiodiniaceae
Source: the annotation of a GenBank genome assembly